Molecule: messenger RNA, 1542 nt
Organism: Cladophialophora immunda
Lineage: Eukaryota; Fungi; Ascomycota; Eurotiomycetes; Chaetothyriales; Herpotrichiellaceae
Exons: 2
Coding region: 177-1394 (405 amino acids)
Biological process (GO): beta-D-galactose catabolic process via UDP-galactose, Leloir pathway; glucose metabolic process
Molecular function (GO): carbohydrate binding; aldose 1-epimerase activity
Source: RefSeq, a predicted model, not a curated record
CAACUUGCUGCAGCAUGUCGGAUGGAUCACUACAAUGUAACCUACAGCCCAGAACCAUGUACAGCUCCCGCCAAGUAUAAAUCUGAUGGCUUCUCUGCCUCUACUUGUCCUCUUCAGCGUUCCAGUGGCCGUGAGACAACUAGGCGAACAAUUGAACCUUGAGAUUUCUUGCGAAAAUGUGGUCCCCUCUACUCUGGGUUCUGGCGUCGUCAAUUGCUGUGCCUGUUCUGGCUCAGAAUAGUUCCAACUCUUCUGUACCAACAGGAGCCUAUCCUUUCUCCGUGUAUACUCUGACCGCCGAGAAUAUCACCGCGAAGUUCAUCCCGUAUGGAGCUCGCCUAACCUCGCUCCUGGUUCAGGACCGCAACGGUGACUAUCAGGACAUUGUGGCUGGAUAUGACAAUGCUACCCAAUACUUGACCGACACAGAGACCAAUCAUACCUACUUUGGCCCUGUUGUAGGCCGAUACGCAAACCGAAUCAAGAAUAGCACCUUCACACUGAACGGGCAGACUUAUCACAUCCCUGCAAAUGAGAAUGCCGGCGCCGACACCCUCCAUGGGGGUACAGUUGGAUACGAUCAACGGAACUGGACUGUUGUUGCCUCGUCGAGCUCGAGCAUUACCUUCUCUCUGCUUGAUACUGGCUUCCAGGGCUUUCCAGGCACAGUCUUGACCACGGCUACUUUCACCCUGGGCACCUUCCCAAGUGGGCCGCAGGGUGAAGUCAGGCCGCGAUUGACGAGCAGCAUGGUUUCGUCGGCCUUGGAUCAGGAGACGCCCAUCAUGCUGGCGAAUCAUAUCUACUGGAAUCUCAAUGCAUUCAAACAGGCAACGAUCUUGAAUGAUACGACCCUGUGGAUGCCAUAUUCCGACCGAUACAUCGUCGUGGACCCCAUCUUGAUUCCUACCGGCGCUCUGGGCUCUGUCUCGAAUGUGUCGGCCCUCGAUUUCCUUUCCCCUAAGCUGUUGGGGGAUGCCGUAGAUAACGCCACUGGAGUCUGCGGUGAAGGCUGCACCGGAAUUGACAACGCUUUCAUCUUGGACAGACCAGCUAAUGCUGGUCCGACAUCGUCAAAUUACCCUGUGCUUUCAUUAUGGUCGGAGACUACCGGCAUUCAACUGGAUGUGUCGACGAACCAGCAAGGCCUUCAGAUAUACACGUGCAACGGCCAAAAUGGCACAAUUCCGGUCAAGCAAAGCCAACAGCAAAGGAACAAUGGCACGCAGGGCGCGGCGAAGUUUGUGAAUCAGCACGGGUGCGUGGUCAUCGAGACACAGGCCUGGAUUGACGGGGUCAACCAUCCUGAAUGGGGAGUCAGCAGCUACGAGAUCUUUUCUCCCACGACUGGACCGGCACUUAAUUAUGCAACAUAUGAUUUCUCGACCUUCUGAGUGUCGAACACCACGUGUACAUAGGACGGGGGGGUACAUGGAAAGGCGGGCAUUGGGGACAAGGCUGAGGCGCCUCUGUAGCCAAUCAAAAGAUGCAGAACCAACGUCAUUGUUUACUUUGCAGCCAUAGUAAACAAUCCAUUGCGAC